AUGGGAAUUGGAUUCAGUGCAUCACUUGCUCUGCACUUAGCUGAGGAGGACCAGGAAGAACAGGAGAGGGCAGCUCGUGAUGUAAGAUGGCACAGAAGGCGGACGGUCAGAUCCCGCCGGUACCCAACACAUCGGGUGUAUCGUCCCAGACAAAGCUACCUGGGAAUGACUGAGGAACAGUGCCUCCAGAGGCUCAGGCUUAGCCGGGAGGCUGUGACAGAACUGUGUCAUCUAUUAAAUGGAGACCUGCAAACUCAAUCAACUAUCAGUACAGCCCUGCCAGUGGCUGUGAAAGUCACAACAGCCCUGAACUUCUAUGCUUUAGGGUCAUUUCAGGCAAGCACUGGUAACGUAUGCAGUGUCAGUCAGUUUGCUGUACACAGAUCCAUCACAGAGGUGACAGAUGCCUUAUUCUGCCGGGCUGACAAUUUCAUUUCUUUCCCUAUAGAUCAACAGCAUCAGCAGCAAAGGGCAACACAUUUCUACAGGUUUGCUGGCUUCCCAAGAGUACAGGGAGUCAUUGACUGCAUGCGAGUUGCCAUUCGGGCACCCGUACAUGACGCAAUGGCCUAUAUGAAUCAUAAGGGCUUUUACUCCAUCAAUGUGCAGUUGGUUUGUGACCACCAGCACAGAAUUAUGCAGGUCAAUGCCCAUUUCCCAGGAAGCUCACACAGUGCCUUUAUUUUAAGGCAAUCCUCAGUGCCAGCAUUAUUUGAAGGAGAAGGAAGCCUGGAAGGUUGGCUGUUGGGUGACAAAGAGUACCCUCUCCAACCAUGGCUAAUGACACCUUUGAGACACCCACAAACAGAAGCAGAGCUUAGGUACAAUGAGGCACAUUCAAAAACCAGGAUUACUGUUGAACAUACAAUCGGGAUUUUGAAGCAGCGCUUUCGAUGCCUAGACCGUUCAAGGGGUGCCUUACAGUACAGUCCCCACAAGGUCUCAAGAAUGAUCAUUGCCUGUUGUAUACUGCACAACUUUGCUCUCCAAAGAGGCCUCACCAUGGUGGAAGAACAGAGUGCAGAACCAAUGGCAGAGCAAGAAACUGAGAGUGAUGACGAAGAACCAGUUGAAGAACCAACAGUCCACCAAGGAAGACUGGUGCGGCAGGCACUAAUACUUGAUGCCUUUGAAUAA
This is a messenger RNA of Carcharodon carcharias (great white shark), 1137 nucleotides long. RefSeq names its product putative nuclease HARBI1. NCBI's taxonomy places the organism in Eukaryota, Metazoa, Chordata, Chondrichthyes, Lamniformes, Lamnidae. The record is from RefSeq and is a predicted model, not a curated record. The coding region runs from base 1 to 1137 and encodes 378 amino acids. The transcript has a single exon.